CUUGCACAGAAUGCACAAUGGACGGGCAGCAAUUUGCCUGUCCCCAGGGAGACAGGGUGGAGUGUGUGCGCAGAAGCAUGUGUGCAUCAUUAGGAGCACAGCGCAGACCCGAAUAGCGCAGACUUUCUCUUCUCACAGGGCUUUCAGCAUCUUUUCCAGUCCAGGAUGCCGGAGCAGCACGGAGAGAGAGACCUGUCAGUCUAACACUGUUACGUUCUCAAAUAAGGCUGUGAGUCACGCGGAUCUAAAUCUAGAUUAUAUUCUACAAAACUGAAGCUGCGAUCGAGAGGAAUACAUUGUGUUUAUCAAUAAACGAGGAUCUUUUUUUCGGAUGGGAAGCGACGAGUGUGACUGAUUGAACAUAAUAACGAUGGCAGACAAGUGGUCCAUUCCCCACAAGAAUCCAAGAUCACCCUGCAAACUUCCACUUUUCCCUGUUCCAUUUCCCUAAGGAUACGCUGACCUUCACAUACGCAGCCUGCAUGACAACCCCAAACUAGGAAAAUUGAAAGGUUGCUACUCUCUGCCAAGGACAACAACAGGCGAAGCAUUACAUUGGGAGCCUUGCCAUCAGCAGAAAUACACCCAGAUGUCAUAACAAAUGAUUUUGUGUUUGCAAAUUUAAUGCCUCUAACACCAGACCCCAUAAGGACCAAUUACUAGCGAAGAGAGCAGGACCAAGAUGAAAGAUUUGCUGUUUGCAGUUUGUUUGCUAGCAGGACUUGUGCUGACUAACACAGUUCAGACCUCUGAGAGGAAGGUUGUGUGCUUUAAAAUGUGCAAAUGUGAAGUCCGACCCUGGUUCUCUCCAUCAUCCAUGUACAACGAGGCUCCGACGGUGGACUGUAAUGAUCUAGGACUUCUUUCCCUACCAGAGAGGUUGCCAGCAGACACGCAAGUACUCCUAUCACAGACCAACAACAUUGCAAAAAUCGACAGUCCACUAGAUUAUCUGGUAAACCUAACAGAAGUAGAUCUAUCGCGAAACAAUAUAUCCUCCUUGAGUGACAUCCAUCUAGGUCACCUUCCGCAACUUCUGUCUUUACACCUAGAGGAAAACUGGCUUAGCAGCUUUCGUGAAAACGACUUUGCACACUUUCCGAACCUACAGGAGCUUUAUGUUAACAACAACCUACUCUCCUUGAUCAGUGCAGAGGCUUUUCAAGGGCUUAACAAGCUUCUUAGACUUCAUCUUAAUUCAAACCAGCUGAGGGCCAUAAGAACAGAGUGGUUCCGUGAUCUUUCCCAGCUUGAAAUUUUGAUGAUAGGAGAGAAUCCAAUUGCCAGAAUACAAGACAUGAAUUUCAAGCCCCUUAUCAAUCUCCGUAGUCUUGUGCUAACCAGGAUGAACCUCACAGAAAUCUCUGACAGUGCCCUGGUCGGACUUGAUAAGCUGGAGAGCAUAUCAUUCUUUGACAAUAUGUUCCCAAAAGUACCUCAAGCUGCUCUUAGACAAGUGCGGAACCUCAAGUUCUUGGAUCUUAACAAGAAUCCCAUAGAGAGGGUUCAAAGAGGUGACUUUGUGGACAUGAUUCAUCUAAAGGAACUCGGCAUUAACAGCAUGCCAGAUCUAGUUUCGAUUGACAGCUUUGCCGUACACAACCUUCCAGAGCUGACCAAAAUCGAAGCAACAAACAACCCCCGACUCUCCUACAUCCACCCAAAUGCAUUUUCUAAACUUCCCAGGCUUGAGUCAUUGAUGCUGAACAGCAAUGCUCUUAGGGCUCUUCAUCGCAUAACGGUGGAGUCCCUGCCUAACCUUCAGGAAGUGAGCAUGCACUCCAACCCCAUUUACUGUGAUUGUGUCAUUCGCUGGAUCAAUAUGAACAAGACCAAGGUCCGCUUCAUGGAGCCCGAUGCACUCCUUUGUGCAGGGCCCUCAGAGUUUGAAGGUCGUCUUGUCAGACAUGUCCACUUUCGUGAAAUGGCAGAUAUAUGCCUACCGCUAAUAUCCCCGGAGAGCCUCCCCAAUUGGGUCAAUGUGGGCAGCGGUCAUUUGGUAUCCUUGAACUGCAGGGCGCUUGCGGAUCCCGAGCCAGAGAUCUACUGGGUCACACCUUCAGGGGAAAAGAUCACACCCCAAAUGGUGUCCAACAAAUACUACGUUCACCCCGAGGGAACGUUUUAUAUUUAUAACAUCACAGAAAAGGAAGCUGGGCAGUACACUUGCGUGGCUCAAAAUGUCAUUGGAUCAGACAUACGAUCAGUCUCUGUGGUAGUAAAUGGGUACUAUCCAGUUCCAACAAAUGAAUCUCUGCACAUACAAGUGAAAGGGACCGAGCCUCAUUCUAUACGGAUUUCUUGGGUGCCACCCAAGGGUAGCCUCGUGUCUAAUAUCAAGUGGUCAACUGCAUCAAACCGGCCAUCUUCAGUCACAGCCCGCGUGUUGUCACAUAUUGCCACGUUCAACCUCACACAAUUAAACCCACUGACGCACUACGUGGUAUGUGUGGAAAUUACAGAUCUCAAAAGCAGACUUUUGAAAAACUGCAUGAACAUCAGCACCACAGAGGACCCUGUGGCACUAAGAAAUACAGACGGUGGAUUUGAUGUGAUAAUCAGUGUCACAGCGCUGAUUCUGAUGGUGUCUGCAGUGGCCUGUUCAUUCAUCUACCUGCUGCAGAGAAGUGAUCACCUUUACAGGAAAAUUAGUAACCAGGAGUUACCACCUUCACACAUUAAACCAAUCUGGGGGCCGGGGGCUAAAGCCACUGAUUCAGAAACAGACUUGAUAAAAAACUCUAUUUGAGACAAUCAGUGGUUUGGGAAUUGUUGGACACAGAUCUAUCUGGCUAAAUAUCUCUCGAUCUGAUGCAGGAUCAUUAUGAAACCGUGGUUUGUGGUUAAGACUUUUAAUUUUCAUUGACAUUGACUGCCAAAAAGCCACUAAUUGUUUAGAUGUCACGGGAAUAUAAAGAGAACCAAUAUCUCAUGCAGGAAUAAAUAAGAGCACAUGGAAGUUUGUGCCUGACUGUUUACAAAGAGCGCAAAACCUGACUGGCCGAGUCUUUUUAUUGUGGGAUUAUAGCAACACUACGUGUGCAGUGUAUUGGUAAAAUAAACAAUGUCAAGUUUAUGAUGGACUACGCUCUGUAGAAUAGAUCAUAACAGUACACGUGUACAACACUUUGUGAUAAAAUACAUUUAUACUAAAAACGA
Misgurnus anguillicaudatus (oriental weatherfish) is the source of this 3159-nucleotide messenger RNA. RefSeq names its product leucine rich repeat neuronal 3a (gene lrrn3a). NCBI's taxonomy places the organism in Eukaryota, Metazoa, Chordata, Actinopteri, Cypriniformes, Cobitidae. Gene Ontology annotation, molecular function: protein binding. The record is from RefSeq and is a predicted model, not a curated record.